Molecule: messenger RNA, 2405 nt
Organism: Sphaeroforma arctica JP610
Lineage: Eukaryota; Ichthyosporea; Ichthyophonida
Exons: 12
Coding region: 1-1806 (601 amino acids)
Biological process (GO): translational initiation
Cellular component (GO): eukaryotic translation initiation factor 4F complex
Molecular function (GO): translation initiation factor activity; RNA 7-methylguanosine cap binding
Source: RefSeq, a predicted model, not a curated record
AUGGGCGCGAGCUCUCCAGUGACAUCGGGAGUAGAAUUUGAAGAUUUGAAAAAGGCCCUUGACGAAACCUCGGUCAGUACAGAGAAUGUUGUAAAGAACCAUGUGAAGAAGAUUUACAAUUCUGCAGAUAUUGUGAAUAGCCUGCUGAAUGUCGAGGGUAUCGAUCCCAAUGCAGUUGUUCAUAGUGAGUUGUCAGACAAUGAUGUGUCGGAGAACGAGGACGCUGGGGAACCUAUACAGCGUCGACCUAUGACAGUGGAAGAAAAGGAAGAGGUUGAGGAUCAGAUGAAGGCUGCCUCUUACCACAGAGAUGCAGAUGACGUUGUUCUCGCCCACGCGUGGUCUUUUUGGAUCGAUAAGAACGUGAAGAAGGGUGUUUCGGAAGAGUCGUUCAUGGAUUCUCUGCAUCUAUUGGGCACGUUCAACACGUCUCAUGGGUUCGCUGAACUUAUGCUGCAAUACAGUGACGAGCUCAUCAAUAUCCACAACCAGAGUGAGAAGUGCAAUAUUCGCUUGUUUAAGGAAGGCAUCUUACCCACACGUGAGGAUCCUGUCAAUAAGACAGGGGGGCAAUACGUAGUCUUUUUGCCGAAGGAUCGUAGUGAGGUGAAGAGAUUGUGGUUGGAUUUCAUGAUCAGCUGCAUUGGAGGCAACUUGUCGUUGCGAGGCUCAAUCAACGGACUGGUUCUGGCCAUGAAGAAGAGAGGAGAUACAGUGGCUGUAUGGAUUGAUCGCGGUUGCCAUCCAAGUUUCUACACAGAACAGAAGAACAACAUCACUACCGCUACCAGCAUGGAUGAGCACACGCGCAUCAAGUACAACAAUCACUUCAUGCACUCGAGACAGAACUCUAAUCAGCCUACGUCCAGACAAAACUCCAAUCAGGGUAGUAGAAAUGUGUCGCCGUUCGCCAGUCCCCGUACCAGGCGCAAAUCUUGUGAGAAUAAUCUGAACUUCAGUCCUCUGCCGAACAGAGGAUCAUCCCCGAUGACUUUCAGACAGGCUUCGUAUGAGCCUGAUAGCCGAGCUGGCGGUCCUAGGAAUGCCAACGCAUUCAGAAGCAGUCCUUCGCUAGGUCCUAACAAUAACGGAGGCUUCCGUAGCCCUCAACCCCAGAGGACCAGCAGACAGCCAUCGUACAACUCGGAAGAUCCCGGAAACACUCGCAGCCCUCAACCCCGAAACAGUAGUGAUUUCAGGCGCAACACCUCUUUUGAUCCCGAAGGAAAUCUUCGUCGAAACGAUAGGUAUGCUUCAGAAAGCAAUAUGAAUCGGAUCGGCGCUUAUCGACCCCCUGGCUCCUCGAACGAUCGUGGUAGGGACAUGGAAGCGAAGAGUGUUGGAUCUCUAGCCCCCAACGGUGGUGCACGAAGCCCAAAUGUUGUGCGCCAGCCAUCAAACGAGCUUCAACAACGUAAAUCUGACGCUUCAACUUCUUGGAGGUCUCCACGAGCCGCUCAAAAAAAGAGUUCGCUUGAGUUCGAGGCCAUGUCGUCAGCAGCAUCUUUCGAGGGCAUGGACAAGACCGAUUCCUCUAAAGCCAGCACGGCGGGCGAGGACAAAGCGGCUGCUGGAAAUUCUACUGGCACAGCCGAGGCGAAGAAGAAGAACAAUAAGAACAGGAACAAGAAGAAAAAUCCCCAUCGAAGUGAUAGCAAGCCUAACGGUGAAAUGAAUGGUAGCGCCACUAAAGGAAAGCCUGCUAGUCCAAAACCUGGCAAGAAGUCUGCUAAUAGUACCAGUGGAAAACCUGACGCGGCUAAAACUAGCACCACCGUUGAAAUUCCUGCUGAGCCUAGCAAGUAGACAAAUGUCGUGCCAGCAAGAUGAUGUUGGAUCGGAUAAGCUACGUUCGAAGAAUAACAUAUGUUGAUCUGCUCUCAAAACACGGCAAAGUCCUUGGAUGUUGUCAGUGGGGACACGUGCUAUUGUUUUAUUAAAAUAGAUCGCGGCUUGUCAUUUGCAAGGAUUCAGUUCGGGUUUGAACUAAAUUUCAUUCUCAUUCUAUAGUUCAUAAGUUAGUACAGGGAUGCUUCAUCUCGUACACGUGAAUUACCCAAAACAUUCCUGGAACAGAUGCGUUACUUUUUUGGCAGAGGGUCAAUUGGUCACGCAUGUAUAUUUUACAGCCAGCCCAGCCCAGUCCUCAAAUACGGAGUCCGUCAGCCCUUUCUCUUCUCGCCAUCUGACCUACAAUGGCGCACUAUACAAUACAAGCAAAUACAGGUGCUCUCAGUGCCUCUGACAGAGACUGCCUGCUGUUUACGCGAAAGUUGACUGGCAUUAAGUAGCGAUUGCAUUCUGCUGGUUCGAUACCGAGUUCACAUGUAUCGGUUCCCAAGUUUGUGUGAGGCAAGUUACUACCGUAGCUCGAUUGAAUGAGGAAAUAAAAAACAAAUUAUGCA